Mobula hypostoma (lesser devil ray) is the source of this 9156-nucleotide messenger RNA. It is a transcript of the gene plekha7b, whose product is annotated as pleckstrin homology domain containing, family A member 7b. Lineage: Eukaryota; Metazoa; Chordata; Chondrichthyes; Myliobatiformes; Myliobatidae. The record is from RefSeq and is a predicted model, not a curated record. The transcript has 27 exons. The coding region runs from base 4587 to 8213 and encodes 1208 amino acids. Gene Ontology annotation, molecular function: protein binding.
UGUACAAGAACACCUAGAUCUUGUUGUUCUUCCCCUUUUCCUAACUUGACUCCAUUUAGAUAAUAAUCUGCCUUCCUGUUCUUGACACCAAAGUGGAUAACCUCACAUUUAUCCACAUUAAACAGCAUCUGCCAUGCAUCUGCCCACUCACCCAGCCUGUCCAAGUCACCUUGCAUUCUCAUAACAUCCUCCUCACAUUUCACACUGCCUCCCAGCUUUGUGUCAUAUGCAAAUUUGCUAAUGUUACUUUUAAUUCCCUCAUCUAAAUCAUUAAUAUAUGUUGUAAACAACUGCGGUCCCAGCACUGAACCCUGCGGUACCCCACUGGUCACCGCCUGCCAUUCCGAAAGGAACCCGUUAAUUGCUACUCUUUGUUUUCUGUCAGCCAGCCAAUUUUCAAUCCAUGUCAGUACUCUGCCCCCAAUACCAUGUGCCCUAAUUUUGCCCACUAAUCUCCUAUGUGAGACUUUAUCAAAGGCUUUCUGAAAGUCCAGGUACACUACAUCCACUGGCUCUCCCUUGUCCGUUUUCAUAGUUAUAUCCUCAAAAAAUUCCAGAUUAGUCAAGCACAAUUUCCCCUUCAUAAAUCCAUGCUGACUCGGACCAAUCCUGUACUACUAUCCAGAUGUGUCGUAAUUUCAUCUUUUAUAAUUGACUCCAGCAUCUUUCCCACCACUGACGUCAGGCUAACCAGUCUAUAAUUCCCUGUUUUCUCCCUUCCUCCCUUCUUGAAGAGAGGGACAACAUUAGCCACCCUCCAAUCCAGAGGAACUGAUUCUGAAUCUAUAGAACAUUGGAAAAUGAUUACCAAUGCGUCCACAAUUUCUAAAGCCACCUCCUUAAGUACCCUGGGAUGCAGACCAUCAGGUCCCAGGGACUUAUCAGCCUUCAGACCCAACAGCCUAUCCAACACCAAUUCCUGCCUAAUAUAAAUUUCCUUCAGUUCAUCCAUUACCCUAGGUCUUUUGGCCACUAUUACAUCUGGGAGAUUGUUUGUGUUUUUCCUAGUGAAGACAUAUCCAAAGUACCUGUUCAACUCGUCUGCUAUUUCCUUGUUCCCCAUAAUAAAUUCACCUGCUUCUGUCUUCAAGGGCCCAAUUUUGGUCUUAACUAUUUUUUUCCUUUUCACAUACCUAAAGAGCUUUUACUAUCCUCCUUUAUAUUCUUGGCUAGCUUACCUUCGUACCUCAUUUUUUCUCUGCGUAUUGCCUUUUUAGUUACCUUUGUGACGAGAAUACACAUAAAUUAAGAUGUUUGCUGGCCUGGGCUAGCAUCAGUGGCAUCAGCAGUGGUCUGCCACCUGUCCUCAGGGGAAGGAGAGAUAAGGAACAAUGAAGCAGCAUCUGGAGAUGUGUAAUGAAGGGACGGGAGAGAGAGCUGUCUGGAGCCGCUCCCCCUUUGAACCCUGAACUGUUUGAAGUAAUGGACAGGCGAUACCCCAGCAGGGAGAUAAAAAGGGACAGGUUCGCUAAGGCAGGACACACACACGACACCCGAGGUAACGAGACCCUGGAAGCGGUGCGCCUCUCACGAGUCGGUGGGAAGUACCGGACCUUAAACGCACAGGGUGGAAAGGUACGAUCAGCGGGAACCCGGUGUGUGUCCACCCUCGCUUGGGUGCCGGGUUCACUGCAGAGGAUCGACCGCAUCUGGAGGAGGGGUCACAGUCGGUGACCUCAGGUGACAUCACAAAGGACCCGCCCGAAAGCUGCUUGUGAGCAAUAUCGCCGGUCUGUGAGUGGAAGCCGUUUCUGAAUGAUCAGUCGUUCUCGUUCUCUCUCUCUCUCUCCCCCCACAUUGUCCAUCGCCAUGGCAACGAUUACUGCAAACUGAACUAAAUCGAACUGGACUUUUGUGUCACUUUGAAAUUGGUCAUUUACCCCUAGACAACGAUAGAGCUUGAUUGAUGCUGUUAUCUUAAUUCUGUGCACAUGUGUGUUUAUCAUUGCUGAACUGUUGCAUUUAUUAUCCUUUCGAUUACUGUGUUGCUUGUUUCUUUAAUAAAACUUUCUUAGUUCUAGUAAUCCAGACCAACUGAGUGAUCCAUUUCUGCUGGUUUGGCAACCCAGUUACAGGGUACGUAACACCUUCUGUUGCUCUUUAAAAGUUUCCCAAUCCUCCGGCUUCCCACUCGUCUUUGCUAUGUUAUACUUCUUCCCUUUUAUUUUUAUGCUGUCCAUUACUUCCCUUGUCAGCCACGGCCUCCCCUUACUCUCCUUAGGAUCUUUCUUCCUCUUUGGAACAAACUGAUCCUGCACCUUCCGCAUUAUUCCCAGAAACACUUGCCAUUGCUGUUCCACUGUUAUCCCUGCUAGGGUAUUGUUCCAUUGAACUUUGGCCAGCUCCUCCCUCAUAGCACCAUAGUUCCCUUUGUUCAACUGUAAUACUGACACUUCUGAGUUUCCCUUCUCCCUCUCAAAUUGUAGAUUAAAACUUAUAUUAUGGUUACUACCUCAUAAUGGCUCCUUUACCUCGAGGUCCCUGAUCAAAUCCGGUUCAUUUAACCCUAGCUUAUUCGCAGGACAGUUUACAAUGACCAAUUAACCUACUCACUAGUGCAUCUUUGGACUCUGGGAGGAAACUGGAGCACCUGGAGGAAACCGACAUGAUCACAGGGAAAACAUACAAACUCCUAAGUCAGUGCUAGAAUUGAAUUCCUCCAUCUUGAGCUGUAAUAGCGUCACGUUACUGCUACACUACCAGGCUGUCCAAUUUUAUCAUCACCCCAACAAUGGGCAGAUACAAAUUGUUUAAAUGUGUUCAAUUCUUAUUUGCAACUUGAUUCUCAUUACCAGCUCUUCUGCAGACACAGUAUAAUCCAUUGACAAUUAAAAGCUGUGGUGCAUCCAAACCUAUCAUUAAAAACAGUAAAAGCAAUGUGAAGGAUCUUUUGUCAAGUGGGUGAGUCUUUUAACAAGAUUAAAAGUUGUUGACAAAAGGGGUAAUUUUACACAGCGAUUUAUGAACUACAAUGCACUGGAAGAAGAUUCAACUAAAACUCUAACGUCAAUGAAUAAAUGUUUGGAAGGGGAAAUAUUUAUAGACUUAUUGGGGUAAAAAAGGGUUAAGGACUGGGACUAAGUCGUCCUCUGAAUGACCUGGGAAUGAUAUAAGAUAUUUCCUUUAUGAUUCUUUGUUCAAAUUUCAGUUUGUUGUAUAUAAGAGCGAGAAUAAGUAUUCUGAUAUUAGGAGGACCAUCAUGUUGCUAUUAAAGCAGAGAAACGGGAUGAUAUAGUUGAAUCUGCCCCAUCAUUUUGAACUUUUAAGGUAACUCACUUUAACCCAAUCACUGCCUAUCCUUUGCAUUCUGUGAUGGGAUUAUUCUCAAGUAUAUCUUUCUAAUAUCCAGAUUAAGUUUGUACACAUCACUUUUGAAGUGUAUUUUGUAUUAUGAAGAAAUUCAUUUUUAACGAUAAUGAAAAUCCCAUGUUCCUAUGCAAAGAAUUGGGUGUCUCCUUGCUCACUUGGGUAUUUGAUUCUGAUUGGCAUAACUCUAGAUCUAAUUUAUCUGGUCUUUCUUCUAAGUACAUUUAUUUAACAUGUCUUCCGAGUCAACUUGGCAUUGGAAUUUCCUAAAAUCGAAGGCUUGCCUCUCAGUGAGGUUUGACAAGAGCACAGCAAAAUGCUGCUUUUUUGUACAUUGUGCACCACUUAUAGUGAAUCUUGACAUCCUAUAAAACUUUCUGUAGCUUUUUUGCGUUGGCAGUUCGGUUAUUUCAUUUACUUUGCCUAUGCAUUUGAUCAUUUUCUUCACCCUAUUGACCCAUGAUUCACUGUUUUGAUUACAUAAGCAUUUCUUCUGUCCAAAACACAAUAUGUGUCCUUGCAUUCUGUGAUCUCUGGUCUAUUGUUCACAUGUUUUCGUAGACGUGCUGAAUCUGUGUCUCUUUCACAGCACCAACAUUUGUGGUGUUAAAAAUACUUCCAACUCCAGUCACUGAGUUGAAGUGUAAAAAAAUGAUGCCAAACAUUGUUCAUUGAGAGUUUCAAGGUGGGUGGUAGUAAUUGCUUCUUGAUCUGUUUUGUUUUGCUUUUCAUUUGAAGCUUUUUUUUGUGAUGGUGAGAUCCUGAUGGUGACAUAUAAAUGACAUUGAUGUUUUAACAUUGCUUUGUAAGUUUGAUAAUAAAAUAGCUGUGUAUGUGUCGGGUCUGAUUUCCAUAAAGUGGCACAGCGAGUUGUAAUUUUGGAAGCCUGUUACUAUUGGAUACCGGUCAAUUGAAUUCAGGUGAUAUAAGCAAUUGAUCUUCAGAGUGUGAGCUUUGGUAGCAUGGGGGUGGUGCAAAAGUGAGUGUAGGCAGGAGGAGUGAUUCAACAGUGGCUGACGUCAAUGCAAGUCUGGUAGCUAAUUUGUGACUAACCAGGGAGUUUCUCGUCUGUCAGUUCUCUGCUUUAUAUGCUUUCGGUAAAAGUGAGUGCGUCUUUCAGUAGUGCUGUGAUUUGGGCAAAGAAGCUAGUUGAUUAUCUGGUAGUCAUCUCCGCACUAUAAUAAAGCACUUGAUCUAGAAAAUAUAGUCACAGACGACUGAUUGAAAAGUUUACGCAGUAAUGUCGUGCUUAUUGGGAAAAAGUCUCUGUGCUUUGCAGGAUGGAAUCCAAGGCUACUAGUGCACAUGGUCAUAACCAACAGACAACAUCAUUCAGACAUCCAGUGACUGGACAGAUUUCUCCAGAGAACGACGAAUACAUACUGAGGGAGCAAUCAGAUAUCCACAUGUCCAAGCAACAGGUGAGCCAAAGGCCACACAGCGUGGUCAGUGAGACGUCCACGGGUGUAACUACAUCAACAAUAGGAAAUGUUCCUAUCUCAAAGGUGUUAAAAACAAAUGGGAAAAUCCAUAACUUUGGAAAGAGGGAGCAGUCAAUUAAGAGGAAUCCAAAUGCGCCGGUGGUAGUGAGAGGAUGGCUUUACAAACAGGACAGUUCUGGAAUGAGACUGUGGAAACGGAGGUGGUUUGCACUUUCAGAAUAUUGUUUGUUCUAUUACAAAGAUAGCCGAGAGGAGACUGUGUUGGGCAGCAUUCCUUUGCCCAGUUAUGUUAUCUCACCUGUUGAACCUGAUGAUCACAUAAGUCGCAAAUAUGCUUUCAAGGCAACCCAUACAGGCAUGCGGACAUACAUUUACAGUAUGAACUCUAUUAUUGGCUCCCAGGCAGACCGUACAAGCAUGAGAACGUACUAUUUCAGUGCUGAUACUCUGGAGGAUAGGAACGGCUGGAUCAGGGCUAUGAACCAGGCUGCCCUUAUGCAAACUAAUACUUUAAAAAGAGAACCAGAAAAUGGCGAUGGACCACGUCCUGUUCAAAGCAACCAUAUCAACUCACAUAAGGGCUUUACCAAGCCAGACGUGUACCAGAGUAAAGAGCAUGCUCAGAAAAUAGAUAAGUUUGGGUUUGAGAAACACAAAGAAAUCAUGAGAUCAAGGGAUGAGGAGGAGAGAUACGGCUUCCAAAAAGCCCCUGUGGAGAUAUCAGGCAGAAAAUUGAAUAACAAGAUGCAAGGAAGUUCAACAGAAAGUGACAUGUUUGCUGAACGUCAUGCCUCAUCUCAACCUCAGCACAAUGGAGCAGUUCAGCCUUCUGCAACAAGUACCACUCAGGUGGACCAGAACGGCGCCACUGUUUAUCGGCGGGGUUUUGCAGGCCAGCCUGGCACAGAGAAAGUCCAGCAUAAAAGUUCAGUGAUGCAAGAACUCUGGGUGAAGUCACACAAAGGAGAAAAUAGAAGCCUCUCGCCUACCCAGACUCUUCCACAUCGGACAGCCAAUCCAUCUCAGCCUUAUUCAGAGAAUUACCAAACUCUGCCUAAGAAUAUCGGGCAAGCUUUAGAAAGCUCUCCUCCUCUGCACCGUAAUCUGCCAAGUGACUACAAGUAUGCCCAGGAUCGUGUUUCCCACCUGAAAAUGACACAUGAAGAUCGCAAGGCCACAAAGGAGGGCACUGUGUGGCAACUGUAUGAGUGGCAGCAGAGGCAGCAGUUUAAGCAUGGCAGUCCAACUGCUUCAGCCUAUCCCUCGCAUGCCACGGACUUCAACUCUGGAUUACCAAAAUCUGCCUUUGAUGUUCCUCGCUCAAUCUCUGUCCCUCCAUCUCCUUCAGACAUCCCACCACCAGGACCUCCAAAAGCCCUGUCACCCAGAAGACCCCACACUCCUGCAGAAAGAGUCACUGUCAAACCCUCAAAAGAAAAGUCUUUAGAGAUCUUGUUAACAGGAUCACCGAGAAGAGCACGUGGCCCUUUGGCAAAGAGUUCAACACACAUUGAUAGACGCUCUAUGCCUCCCAUGGGUUACAUGACGCACACUGUUAGUGCUCCUAGUUUGCAUGGAAAGACGGCUGAUGACACAUACAUGCAACUGAAGAAGAAUCUGGAAUAUCUGGACCUAAAGGUGACAGGGCAAGAACCAGUUAGACGUGCUGUGAAGCCAGUUAAAAUUGCAGAAAGCAACGCUGACGCUAAGUUGACUAGGCUUUGUGAACGAGACAAAAGUCUUCAAGAUCUGGAAGCAAAAGUUCGUCAGCUGAAGAUAGAUAAGGAUAAACUUGAAUCGGUGUUGGAAGUAACUCACAGACAACUGGAUCAGUAUAAAGGACAACCAAACCACACCGAGAAAAUAGCCUAUCAGCAGCGGCUUUUGCAGGAGGACCUGGUUCAAAUCCGAGCUGAAAUUUCUAAAGUCUGCACAGAGCUGGAGAAUACGUGGAAGGAUUAUGAACAAACAGAAAAUGAUGUGAAUCAGCUCAAAGAGACGAUUCUGGGACACAUGAAGAUGUUACCAAGCAUCCAGGAUCAAGAACAGAUGAGGAAGGAUCUGUGGAGGAUUGAGGAUGUUAUGGGAGGUCUCAGUGCUAACAAGAACAACUACAAAAUGAUCAUUGAAUCCAUUCAGAAUCCCGAGAGAGAACAUGUGCCUUCAUCAGCAGUGCCUUCCAUAUUAAUGCCAGUGAAGAAACCUACAACUCGGCCAAGUCCCUCCAUCAGUCCAGUGCUGCCUCCUCUCGAGCCUGUGGAAACACGAGCUGAACCACAAACUCGGCCUCAGCGACAGUCUCAGUUCAAGCUUCAACCUCAAUCACUAAGUCUGCCUCAGUUCAAUUUGGAUCAAAAUUCAUUAGAGGAUCAAGCUCCUCCUCGACCACCUCUCCCCCAGAUGUACAGUCCUGAUGACCAGCCACCAGCUGUACCGCCUCUUCCAAAAGAUGCAACGGUCAUCAGACACACAUCAGUCAGGGGACUGAAACGACAAUCAGAUGAAAGGAAGAGAGACCGGGAGUUUGGCCAUUAUGUGAAUGGAGAUUACAAAGCAGAGCUACGUUCAUACAUGAGUGAUCCUGAACUUGCUUCGGUCGGGAGUGGCUUCAUUGUCACCACAGCUGGAGGCUUGAGACCUGACAGCAACUUACAGACUCUGCCUGGGAGAGGGGGGCCAUCAUCUAAUUCGGGGCUGCAGCAGUCAUCGACCAUUGCCUCUUACGUCACACUUCGGCGGAAAAAAGAUGAAACCAGCUCUAAGGAACGACCAAAGAGUGCCUUGGAGCGUCUCUAUGGAGAACACCAAAGAGGUAGAAUGAGUGCCGAAGAGCAGCUGGAACGCAUGAAGAGACAUCAGAAGGCUUUGGUCCGUGAGCGCAAAAGAACAUUGAGUCUUGGAGAACGGCACUCAAAUUCAUCCCGAACCCUGUCCAGGCCAUUCUCUGCUGAUGUUGGCUCAUGGAAGCGUGAGCAGGAGUUUGAUAUGCAAUUGUUAGAAAAAGCAGUGAAAGAGCAUAAUGGUGUUGAGGACGGAUUUACCAAAUCAGAGCUGGUGAUGGAAGCUGAUGUGGAGCCACUAGACUACAAUUUGGAUCUUAGUAAAGAGUUAUCAAAGCCAGACAUGGUUUUAAUCCCAGAGCGCUAUAUUGAAAUGGAGCCUGACGAACCACUCACCUAUGAAGAAUGUGAGGCAAGGAGACGCAAAGUGCAAAAAAUCAAAAACAUCCUUGCUAAAUCAAGUUUCCAGAAUGUGCAGACAGGAGUUAACGGCAGAGAAAGUACAGCUGAUGUAGACUCACAACUGCAGGAUCAGGAACGUAUUAUCACCAUGUCGUAUGCAUUAGCAUCUGAAGCAUCCCAACGCAGUAAAAUAGUAGCAGCACAACAGCAAGUCCAUUCAUCUUCAGCACCUUCCCCUCCAUACUCCCCUGUAAGCAAUGGAUUCCACUACACAUUUGUCUAAACAAACCAAAGCCCUGGUUGACCACUAAUAACAAGAGAGGAAGGAAGAAUUGAAUAAGAAAGAAAGUGGGACAAACCUGCAAAGCUGCUCUGAUGAAGCACAACAUGGUAAUUCGGAUAACCAACACUAACCAGCCAGAAAUGGAAGAACUAGACUUUUGUAUGGAAACAAGACAAAGACAAUUUUUCAUUGGGAGCCAUUGAAACCGGGCUUGUAUUGACCAUGAGUUAUAGAUUGGUUCUUUCAUUGGGAGGCUAUUUUUCUAAAACAUAUGGAAGCUAUCUUGUUCAACACAAUGAUGGUUAAAAUUUGCUGACUCACAUUGGAAACUAAAGUUUUACUUAGCACAGUGGAGGUGUGUGCAGUAGGAUUAAUUUUUUAAGCAUAUAUAUUGUAUUGCACUUUUUUUUAAUGUAUAUGAAUUGCUUUAAAAGGUAUGUGAAAUGCACACACAAAUACCACAGAAAGCUGGUAUGCAGUAAUUUAGAGGCAGAAGGUGUUGAAGCAGAUUUAUAUGGAUCAUGCAUUUAUUCAGAACAGUCUUGCAGUGUUUGUGAAAUGGGUUUAUCUGUAUUGGCCUGUGUUCAGCUGCAAUAUUUUAUUGUCAUGACAAAUUCUGUAAAAAGUGAAGGACCAUUUCUCUGGUCUUCUCAUAAAUUACAUUAAAAUACUCAUCUAUUUUUGAAUCUCAAAUUUAAAAUGUGAUAUUCCUACCAAUUUUUGGAUCAAUUUUAAAAUGAAUUUAUUUUCUCUGAAUCAAGCACUGCCAGAAUGAACUUAUAUUGCCAAAACCAAAUGGAUUCUAUUGUUAUUACCACAAAGACAUUUGCAAAGUGAAAAGCACAGCAGAAAGAUUAUUUUGAAAAAUGGAGUACAGAAAUGAUUUUGAAAUCUGUUGAAAAGUAUUGCAUAAUGUAAAUAUUAAUAAAAAGAUUCAACGAAA